UCAUUCCAAAGACAGACUUAUUUGUAUAAUUCCAACCAUCCGGGUCUGAAGUAUUUAUCUUCGAGAAAUUCCCAAGCGAGACUGGUCUUUAUUCCUCAUGCCUUGUUGAAAGGCUUGGAACCCUAACUUCAGCUUGGCUAGACGCCCAUUCUUUUUGCCCCAAGGAAGAGAAUCAGUUAUGGUUCUCUCCUUUGAUUUGCAGGACUUCAUUAUUCGUGCUCGAGUGCUGAAGCUUUACAGGAAUGCGUUACGGACUGCUCGGAGAGCCCCUACUCAUGCUAGAGCUGAAUUGAGACAGACAAUUAGACAAGAGAUGGAGAUUAACCGGAACUGCAAUGAUAAGCAAAGGAUUCGUUUUCUGAUUAGUGAAGGAUUGGAGAGAUUGAAAAGUCUCGAUGAGAUGCUUGAUAUGCAAGGUCACUGAUAGCGGAGUUGACGUGCAUGUAGAAUUUUUUGGAUGUCUUCCUCUUCCGAAGGACAGACGGUUGUACUUUGCCAUGUACAUUGCAACCGUACAUGGCAAACCGGAAAUGUUUUUAGUAUUUUAUUUUUAUUAUUAAACUUUCCUCUAUUUGCUCGACAAUAAAACAUGUACUGUGUGGACAUUUCAAUAACAUCUGCCCAUACUGGAGUAUACUGGUUGGAGACUUCGGGUUACAUAUGUCCAAACAAUUAUAAGUUUGGUACAUAUUAUGUGCGCCCAUA
Juglans regia (Persian walnut) is the source of this 705-nucleotide messenger RNA. Its product is annotated as LYR motif-containing protein 2. Bases 179 to 424 code for a protein of 81 amino acids. The transcript is spliced from 3 exons. The record is from RefSeq and is a predicted model, not a curated record. Gene Ontology annotation, cellular component: mitochondrion. Lineage: Eukaryota; Viridiplantae; Streptophyta; Magnoliopsida; Fagales; Juglandaceae.